CAACAGAUGAGCUUCACGAUCAUUUCUGGGCAGCUGCGGACGAGCCUCGGCACAGCUGCUGCUGUCGUGCCCGCAAAGAAGUGCUGUUUGACGGUGUGAUGUUCGCCAGGGUCCCGGCGCUUCCCUCCUCGCCCCGUAGACUACCGGCGUGCUAACGGUGUAUCCCCCCACCCUCCUCCAGAGCCCCCCUCGUGUGUUCCCGCUGUCAGUGGAGAGUUGGCGGCUCGCUAUGGACGAGCUGUGGCUGAUUCCGCUGCUGCUGGUGCCGCUGCUCAUGUGGACCAGCAGCACGUUUGUUUUCUGUUUCAAAAAGUGCUUCUACGUGGCCUGGAUGAAUGUCCUGGGGCUGGUCGCCAUCCCGCUGUGCAUUCUGAAGAGCGGCGGCAGAGACGUAGAGAACAUGAGGAUUAUCCGCGUCCUGGUUCGUCACGUGAAGUAUUUCCUGGGUCUGCGGUAUGAAGUGAGCGGUUUGGAGCAUCUGCAAACAGAGGGACCCUACGUCAUCAUCGCCAACCAUCAGAGUUCCCUGGAUGUAUUGGGCCUGAUGGAGAUUUUACCAGACCGCUGCACCAUGAUCGCCAAGAAAGAGUUGAUGUAUGUCGGCCCAGUGGGCUUCGUCUGCUGGCUGGGCGGCAUCGUCUUCAUCAACCGCAGGAGGACGAGCGAUGCCAGGAGUGUCAUGGCUGAGGCUGCCAGAACCAUGAUGGACGACCAGAUUCGUCUGUGGGUGUUCCCGGAAGGAACGCGAAAUCAGAAUGCCGACCUGCUGCCGUUUAAAAAAGGCGCUUUCCACCUGGCAGUGCAGGCACAAGCGCCCAUCAUACCCAUCGUUUUCUCCUCCUACAACAGCUUCUACCUACGGAAAGAAAAGCAGUUCAAAUCAGGGACCAUCAGAUUGCAGAUCCUUCCAAAGAUUGACACACAAGGAAUGACAACUGAUGACGUGGCGUCCCUCCUCGACAAAUCCUUCAACGCGAUGCGCCCGGUCUUCCUGGAAACCUGCAACUCUGCUCCCCAGAGCAACGGGCCCUCGAAGCACUGAACACCUACACCAGGUUCACACUGGACGCUGAAGCGCCGCGCAGCGCCAAGGAAUGCCAGGCGCCUCCUAUCCACCCCCCUGUUAAACCUUUGUGCGGUUCACACCGGACGCUGAAGCGCCGCGCCAAGGGUGCCUCGCGCCCUGCACCGGUAGUUGCGGCAUGUGUAUCGCCAGGAAACACAAAGAAAUUUUUGAUUGAUGACAUAUCUUAUUUGAUAUGAAUUAUCAAAUAUGCAUCCCAUACUUUGUAUUCCCCUUCUGUUGUCCUGGAGUUUUAAUUUUCCCAAUUUUCCCAAUCACAUAAUUAAAUGUCCCCCCUGCCCAUCCACUACAGCCACACAAGCAGUACAACAGUACUGCUUGUGUGGCUGUUGUACUGCCGGGGGACCUCUGCCCAUCCACUACAGCCACACAAGCAGUGAUAUAGAAAAAGAGAGAGAGGGGGGCUUUAAAGACCAUCAUUUACCCCCAAACCAGUACAUUGAACGGGUUACAUACAACAACAAGCGGAGAAAGCAGAAUCGCGGGCUGACCGGCGCUGAGAGAUGCGCGUCCGUUGUGAACAGCCAGGCGCCUGCGUGCUAGAGAUUAGCGCUGCGAGUCGCUUCAGCGUCCAGGGUGAACCCGGCGAUACCAUACUUCUGCCUCUCCUCCUCCCGUGUCCCUGUCUGAGACCCAUUCCUCCCCUCCUCCAGAGCUCCCUGCUCUCCCCCACCCCCAGGUUGUCCCAUUACCUGGCCAGGAAACAACAAGACACAGGUCGCUUGUCAUGAAAUGUCUUGUCUCGUAGAUGCCUGGUCCAGGCGGCGUCUGGCCUGGCCAUACAGCAGAGUCCGUCCCGACCCUCACUGUGUCUGCAGCCGCACGCCGUCACUGUCUGCAGCAGCACGCCGUGAGCGGAGUGACGGACGGACGAGCCGAACAGUAUGGAUGUGUGUCGUUCUUCAUGCAUGCCUUUCGGAUGGCUCUCUCCACCCUCUACCUUGCUUUUCUCUUGCUUCGGAUGCGAGGUCUUGUUUGACCGCCAUUUCACUUUCUUUGUCUUUUUUUCCCCCUCCGUCUUUUGGCUUUCUGUCGAGCAGAUGAACUUUGCAUUCUCUCUAUUUCUGGUCAUAAACGUCAGUGGCUAUUUAUGUGUUUCGCUCAUGCUGCAUUUGUUUUAGUUACCUUUGAAUGCUCGACACACAUUCAACAUACCCCUAUCUCCUUCCUUCCUUUUACUUUUAGUGUCUUCUCCCCCUUUCUGCAUUCCAGUUUCUUGCCUAAAGACUAAAGGAAGCGGGGUCUCUCCGAGCGUUGGAUUGCGUGGAGGUAAGAGGUCGACAACGUUUGACCAUGGACUCCUUUUAGUUCGGUCGCUAUAAAUUAAACUCCGCAUCCAUGUUGGCUCUUCAACUCUUAAGACCAAUAGCUCCAUGACAUACCUAAUGAUGUCAGCAGGCGAGGAAUUCAAGGUUACGAGAUCCAGUGCAAAAACAAUAGCACCCAUCUGUACUGGAUUAAUGGAGUGAUCCGUUUUCAGUGUUGUGCGUGGUUGAUGUACCAUUGUGCUUUCUUUCAGUGUGUCUCCAAAAGAUUAGAAAUGACGUGCGUGCAGCACCGAGCUCCAAAGUGUCUUCUGGCAGAAUUUUUUUUGUUUUAGUUUUUCUAUUUAUUUUCAUGUCGGCUAAUCAUUUUCAUUUUUUUGUUGGUUGUUGUUUUUCUUUCAAAGCAGUGAUCACAUGUUUUUUGCUCCUCGCAGGGAACUCACAAGUGAACCUAUUUAAGAAGUGUCAAAAAAAGGUGAUUUUCAUAAAGUGCAAUGUCCAACGGUUUCAACAUUACUGUUCCAAAGUGCAAGCCACCUGCUGUGCCAUGACAAAGUGGUUUCUGGGAGGAUUCCGAUGUAAUGACCCUUCUACUGACUGACCGGAAUCAGUCGUGUGUUGACUGAUGACCCUUUACCAAGAAGAUAUUUACCUUUUUACCAAUGAUAUGAUGUGGUUCUUGCUGUAAGUAAAGAGUAUAUGGAGUUAUUUAGAUCUCAAGAAUCCUUUUAACUUGGUCUGAACUUGAGGAUUAACUAAUUACUAACACCCCCAACAUCUCAGAAGAGUUUAAUUGCAUCAAAUGUAUUUUGUCAAAUGGAAAUGUGAAAUGUUUUUUACUAAUUAAUAUGACAGUUGUUUUGGUUGUGAUCCUCUUAUUUAGUAAUUACCUAACCUUAUAGAAAAUAUCAAUUAUAAAAAAAAAUUUAAAAAAGUUGUUGACAUUUUGGCCUUAAGUUUGAUUGGUGGUUAUUGUUGCACUUUGGAUUGUUCUGCUUGUUUGCUUAUAAUCGUUUAAAUCGUUUUUUUCAUAAUAUGUACUAAUGACUUCUGUCCUCAUAGAAGUGACAUAACUUUUUAUUAAAUUUUUUAAGUUUACAUCCAGGUCUUAAAUUUCACAUUUUUCACUGCCUUUACAAUGUUUGUAAAUUCCCUUAUUUUGCCAAUCAAACAACCUCUAAGAAUGUAUUUCAGCAUUCAGGAUACUUAUGUAUGAUUCUUUUUUUUUUUUUUAAAGUGGGGCGCUGUCUUUGGUACAGUUGGCGUUAAAUCGAGGAAAUGUUAUUAUUUGAGCAUUAAUUGUUAAAUCUGGACUGACUUGCUGAUGUACACACGGAUCAUCUUGUGAAUGGAUUUAAUCAAUACUCUGGUUUUAAGCCUGUACACUGCUGUUCAUCACUAGUUUUACUGAUACCUUCUGAGCUCCCAUUCGGACAGAGUUUUGUUUAUGUUCAAGGCUGGUAUGAAAUAUACACCCAACAAAAAUAAUUAUUAUAACAAAUCACUUUUCCCCCUAUAGUUUGAAUAUAUUUAUUGACUUUUUAUUAUCUGUAAUAGCAGAUUUGACCUUUGCAACAAGUGGUUUGAAUGUCUAAAAAGUACCAAAUUGGUUUCUUCCAAAAAAUAUGAAUUGUACCAUAUACAUUUUGCUUAUGGAGUGUUUUAUCCAUUAAUUUCAUUGUUCUUUUGUAAUUCAAACAUGUGAUUUGUGAGCUUUGUGUCAUGGGCUUGAACCAAACCGGCUCUGCAAUAACCCUGCAAUUUUUAAUUCAUUUUUUUUUUCCCGUUUACAAACUAAUAUGUAAGAUAUUGGAAGGGAAAAAGAUUCAAAGUAUUAUGAACCUUAAUAAAGCAUUUUUCAUGCUGAGUUUGGGUUGAAAAACAAAAAGAUGACAAAGUUUUUUUAUCUCUGUAUUUCACCAAAGCUAUUAAAGUGUAAUUGGCGGUAGCUUUAGAUGGAUUUGAGAAACUGAGCUGACAUGCUGCAGAGCCGUGAGUGUGUGUGUGUGUGGUCCCUUACUGUAUAUGUGUGUAAAUACACACACGGUAUAGACACUCAUAUUAUCGGGUUAACGUUGAUGAUGUAGUGUUCUUGAUUUUCAGCUCUUCUGGGUAGACGUGAAUGCCUUGCAAAAGAAUAAAUAAAGAUUUUUUUUUUUUUCUUAA
Limanda limanda (common dab) is the source of this 4515-nucleotide messenger RNA. It is a transcript of the gene agpat2, whose product is annotated as 1-acylglycerol-3-phosphate O-acyltransferase 2 (lysophosphatidic acid acyltransferase, beta). Lineage: Eukaryota; Metazoa; Chordata; Actinopteri; Pleuronectiformes; Pleuronectidae. The record is from RefSeq and is a predicted model, not a curated record. Gene Ontology annotation, biological process: phosphatidic acid biosynthetic process. Gene Ontology annotation, cellular component: endoplasmic reticulum; membrane. Bases 230 to 1042 code for a protein of 270 amino acids. The transcript has 6 exons. Gene Ontology annotation, molecular function: 1-acylglycerol-3-phosphate O-acyltransferase activity.